UCUUUCAAUUUGAUACCGUGUUCAAACCGUUUUCCACCAUCUCUUUUUCUUUAUCACUAUCUAUCAGUUACGCACACUUAGUUACCAAGUUAAGUUUCUUUACUUCAACAAUCAAACCAAAUCAAAUCAAAAUGGCUUCUUCGUUUUACGGUUUGAUUCUUCUUGGAUUCACUUUCGGUGUUGUUGCUGUUGUUACUGUUCAAGCUAUUGCAUUCUUAUGGAUCAUCAAACGGUUACGCCAUAGCCACAACCACUCUUCUCAUACCCAAGUACUGGCUACUUCUUCUACUGACCAACUUGAUCAUCAACAAUCUCUGCAUUUCGCGUCUCAAAAACAGGGCGUGGUUUGGGUCCUAGAGUCAGGAAAAAUUUCAAAGGAGCCAAAAAGAAAAGAUGAGCUCUUGGAGGUUUCCCCUAUUAAAAUGUAUGGAAAAAUCAAGGAUCAAUCCCUUAUUCUUAGAGAAUCUGAUAAUUUGCAGUUGCACUCAACAAUUGAGCUCAAGGGUUGUACAGUUCAAGCUGUGUCAGCUUCAAUCCUUUCUUCAAAAAAAUGGGCAAAAAAGUUCCCCAUCAAAGUCGAAAGCAAGACUUCGGUAAUAUACAAAAGAAGCAAAAUUCUAUAUGUUUAUCUUGAAACUUCGUGGGAGAAAGAAGCAUGGUGUAAGGCCCUCUAUCUGGCUUCAUGCGAUGAAAAAGAAAAAGCCAAAUGGUUCACCCAAGUUCACGAGGACUUUCAUAGUUACCUGACAUCUUUAAAUUCUGUGUACCACUGUAUUAUGAAACCAUCGGUAGGAUUAAAUGUUGAGGUUGUUGAGGCAAUAGAAAGGGCUAUAAAGCCUGACGACCCUUCCUCAAAAGUUCGUCAGUUUUUGAAAAAGAUUGCAAAAAAAACUUCCCGAGUUGGUGUGGAAAAUAAAUCUACAUGGACUUCAUUGUCAGGCCCUGAAGGAAAAAAGAGUAUUGAGAACCUUUAUACUAGCCAAGAUGCAGUUUUGAGAACCGAUUCAAAAUCAUCUUCAAAGUUGCCGCCUUUGGGAAGCGAGAAUCUUCUCUCUGCCAGCUCCGAUGGGGAUGUUUUAAAGAAAUUUGACAUUGAUGAGGGAACACUAUGUUGGAACUUAUUGAUUUCCAGACUCUUUUUUGAUGUCAAAGGCAGUAUGCAAUUGAAGAGAUCGAUGCAAGAAAGGAUUCAGAGAACGCUGUCCAAUAUGAGGACUCCCAGUUAUAUUGGUGAAGUCAUCUGCACUAACAUCAAUACCGGGAAUGUACCACCUUGUAUUGUAGGAAUGAGGGUUCUUCCUAUGGAAAUGAGUGAGGUUUGGGCCUUAGAAGUUGACAUUGAAUAUUCUGGAGGAGCAGUAUUAGAGAUUGAAACGAGGCUUGAAGCUCGUGAACUUCAGCUCCAUGCAGGGACAGAUGACUCAAUCUCGGAGUCUAGUAAUGUUAGAUCUGUCCCAUCAGAUCUUCUUGAAGGUUUUGAAUAUUUAGGUAAGCAAUUGAAUCUUGAAGAAAGAGAGAAUGAUUGUCAAGAGCAAAAGGAAGAGGCAGACCGGAACAAUGCAGGUGCAUCAAAGAGCUCUACGAGUACCAUCACUUCCUCAAAUCAUGGAUCACGAUGGAAAUCAAUAUUAAAUUCUGUUUCCAAACAAGUUUCACAGGUUCCUCUCUCUUUUGCAAUAAGAGUGGCUUCUUUAAAAGGGACAUUGCGCUUGCACAUAAAACCGCCCCCCUCUGAUCAACUGUGGUUUGGUUUCACAUCAAUGCCAGACAUAGAUUUCAACUUGGAGUCUUCUGUUGGAGAUCGUAAGAUAACUAGUGGGUAUUUCACUUCAUUAGUCGUCAAUAGGCUAAAGAGUGCAAUUUUGGAAAACUUAGUACUCCCAAAUUGUGAAAACGUAUGUAUCCCAUGGAUGUUAGCAGAAAAGGAUGAUUGGGUUCCUCCAAAUGUUGCUCCAUUCAUAUGGAUUAACCAAGAAAAUAGGAAUGAGACUUCCACUUCGAUUAACACCAAUAAUCAAUCUUCUAGUGGAGCAAAAGCUAGGUCGGAAGCUAGUGCAAGCACCUCAAGUUAUGGUCCAGCUAACAAACAACAAAAACCUAAGAGUGUUGAAUCUACUCAAGCACCAACUAGUAAAUCAUCAGAUUCUUUAGUACUACCAGUAAAUUCCUCUGGUGCAGGAACACUAAAGAGCAGCAACAGUUUGGAAGAUCUUACAAAGCCUUUGUUAGAGAAUGACAAACCACAACAAACUAGGGAUUUGAAAGAAUCUUCGUUGCAGAAUGACAACCAACUUGAAACUAGUGAAAACAAUAUGGAAAAUAAUUCUGAGUUCCUAUCACUACGUGGAAGUAUGGUGGUGACGGAGAAACAGAAUAAUACAUUUGAACAGGAAGAUGGAUUGCCAAAGAAAAUGGGGAGAAAGGAAAGGAUGUUUGAUUUGAGGAAGAAGAUGGGGGAGAAAUUGGAAGAGAAAAGGCGUCAUCUUGAAGAAAAGAGCAGGCACAUUGUUGAGAAGAUGCGAGGACCAUGAGAAAAAUCAAGUAAAUUGAAAAAUGCUGUUCAUGAUAUGUUGGUCUUGUGAAAAAAAGCAAGUUAUUUAGUUUUAUGGUAUAUUCAUGUCCACUCAUGUUUGAGGAAUGCUUCUUUUUUAUAAUUUUAUUAUAUAUAAGGGUUUCCAGUAAUUCUUUUGUUAACUUGCCAAAUUUGACAAACCUAUUGCAGAACUAGUUGCACUUGCAUUGAUAGAUCUCGCUUAUGUGACAUUGUUUUGUUUGUAAGACAUGAUAUAACAAACAUUUUUAGAUUUUCUGUUUAA
Molecule: messenger RNA, 2816 nt
Organism: Medicago truncatula (barrel medic)
Lineage: Eukaryota; Viridiplantae; Streptophyta; Magnoliopsida; Fabales; Fabaceae
Product: testis-expressed protein 2
Exons: 7
Coding region: 132-2531 (799 amino acids)
Cellular component (GO): endoplasmic reticulum
Molecular function (GO): lipid binding
Source: RefSeq, a predicted model, not a curated record